UAUUUCGUACGCAGCAGAAGGCCGUUUCGGUUCCGGUUAGUAGCGCCGGCUGGUUUGAGUCUCGAGUUUCUGCGUCCGGCUAAUCAGAAGUGGCGCAGCGUCUUUCAGUCACUUUGAGUUGUUCAUUCGAAAAGGUUCGGGUUCGAGUGGUCGGUCUACCGACUAUUCAAAAUUGUUCAAAUUGCUGGUUUGGACUUAACUUGGAAAGGCCGCGAUCGUGAAUUUAAAACAAAAUUGAACUCUCGGAAAAGGCGAUCGCAGUACACUGAGAAGGAAUUUUCCCACAACCCUACCCGGUUUGCUUAUUCCGGAAGAUCCUGAUCCGUUUCCAAACGAUUUAAGUUGAGAAAAAAUUGCAUCCCUAAUUCUAAAGUGUUAAAGUGUAGUGUGUUCCUUAAACUGUUUGGCUCGCAAUCUUUCAUUCAUUGCACCCUUUAUCAGUUGGAUUAAUCUGGAGUGGAUAACCCUUUUGCGGAUACUGACCUUUUGCAACCACUUUGAGUAAAUAGAUAAAAGAAAACAAUGCCUCCGCAAACAACAUCGGAUACUCUCAACACACCACCCCAUCAAAAUGGGAAACAAGAAGUCACAAAGUUUGAAACGGAAAAAAGCAAAGAAGAUCCAGCUGAAGAGUUAGCAGAUACUGCGGCCAUUAUAGUGCCCCCAGACGGUGGAUGGGGAUGGGUUGUGAUGGUUGCAUCGUUUUUCUGCUGCACAAUUCUUGACGGUAUCGUAUUCAGUUCAGGUUUGUUCCAACCUGCCAUGGCGGAAGAUUUCGGAGUAUCAAAAGGAUAUAUUGCUUUGGUCAGUUCACUGCUCAGCGGCUUUUAUCUGAUUGCCGGUCCAUUUGCCAGCGCUUUAGCGAAUCGUUACGGAUUCAGGCCGGUUACAAUUGUAGGAAGUAUAAUUGGAGGUGUGGCAUUUGCUUUGUCGUACUACGCGACGAGUGUGGAGUUCCUUUUCAUAACGUAUGGGUUGAUUGGUGGCAUAGGAUUUUGCCUCGUAUAUAUUCCAGCUGUUAUCACGAUUGGAUAUUAUUUCGAAAAAUGGCGCGCUUUAGCGACUGGUAUCGCUCUAAGUGGGUCAGGAGUGGGUACUUUCAUUUUUGCGCCACUCAGCAACUAUUUAAUUGAGCAAGUGGGAUGGAGGUAUUCGUUGGUGAUCCAAGGAGGAAUUGUACUGUUUUGCAUUGUCUGCGGAGCUGCGUUUCGUCCAAUUAAGCCAAUUCGUGUGCCAAUUAAUGAGGUCGAGAAUGAAAGCAAUAAUGCACUUAUUGAGAAAAGGUUGCCCAGCAGUCAAACAAAACCACUGCCCGAAGGAAGGUUUGCAUACUCAGUGCCAAACAGUGCUCACAAUACAUAUAUGGGAGCCCCACCGAAUCUCCACUAUCCAACUGCGGCCGAAGUUUUUAAGGGUAGUGCAGCCAAUUUGGAGCGCCGUUUAUCAGCUGCAUCGGGUGGUCAUAUCACGCCGGGUGGAAAAGAUCACCAUAAAGGCCAACGUAAAUCGCAACCAACCACCCCAAGUGGCGAAUUGGCUCAACCAACUUUCAAUCUACACAAGGAACUCACAACUGUAGGAGAAAACGAGGAAGAAGCUGAAAGCCAGAACUUGUUAGAAGAAUCGGAAGUUAAACCAGUCGUAGUUACUGCUAGGCGUCAUACAAUCUCGGGUCGUCGGCCAAACGAACUUCGUCGUUCUAGUGUUAAAACUGAAACUGAAAACCCUGAUCGUCCAAUGUAUCGUGAUGAUAUUUUCUUCACAGGCUCAUUAGUUCGAAUUCCACAAUAUACUUCACAAACAUCAUUGGGUUAUCAUAUGUCAGUUACACGUUUGGCAACCAAACAGGAUAUCAAGGAAGAAAGGGACCAUACUUGCAAACUCUGUCCUGAGGCUGUACGUCGGACACUAUCAACUAUGUUGGACGUGAGCCUGUUGAAGUCACCUUCCUUCAUGCUUCUCUCAACCAGUGGUUUCUUGACAAUGAUGGGCUUCUUCAUCCCCUUUAUUUUCAUUACUCCGCGUGCUGAGGCAGCCGGAAUGGAUAAGGGCACUGCUUUGUUUGUGGUAUCGGCUAUUGGAAUCGUGAACACGGUUGCUAGGAUCGUUUGUGGUCUAUUGACUUCUUUCAAAGGGAUAAAUGCUCUGCACUUGAACAAUGUCGCUAUAACGGCGGGAGGAAUAGCAACAAUUUUCAGUGGCUACAUCAUCAACAGCACGACACAGUACUUAUAUGCAGUUGUCUUUGGAAUAUGCAUUGCCUGCUUCUCCGGGCUGAGGUCAAUUAUCGCCGUGGAAUUGAUGGGUUUGGAGAAAUUGACAAAUGCUUUCGGUUUCUUGAUGUUGUUCCAAGGUCUCGCAGCAGCGAUUGGGGCACCAAUUGCAGGUGUAUUUUACGAUCUUACGGGGGACUACGAUUACGCGUUUUAUCUGGCGGGAAUCUUAAUAACGGUUUCGGCGUUCUUAUGUUAUCCAUUGAACUGGGUAAGUCGUUGGGAGAAGGAGCGUGCCGCCCGUAAGGCAGGAUCAUCUGUGUAAACAAAACUUCGGCUCGGCUUCACAAACUUAUCAUAAGGAGAAUUUAGGAAAAUUGCUAGGUCAAGUAACUAUAAUUAAAUCCCGAUAGGAUGCAUUUCAUCAUAUUUCUCGCGUAGUAGCCAAUGAAUUUAAUAAAUCAAAUGGAAAGUUCCUUCAAUUAAGAAAGAAACGUUUACAAAACUUUUGGAAAAUUUUUUAACGAAAAUUUAUAAUAUUUUUGAAACAAUUUAGUUAAGUUACAUUUUUAUUAUUUAAUAACAUACAGAAUUUAUACUAUAAUGCUAUGCCUCUCUGUCGGCUCGGUAACACGCCUGAGAUUUAUUUCUUAUGUAUAGCAGGAAGUUUAGACAAUUUUGUGAGCUACUGUUGAGGUAGGUUGCGAAAAUGUGUGUGUCUAUGCUAGGAAUGGGUAGUUGUCUUGGCUAAUAAUCCCAGGAAAAUUUCCCAGGUUUCGAGGGUGGCAAAGCUUUUAAAAUGUACUUUUACACUUUUAGAGAAAAACUAUCGUACAGAGGAUUGGUGCUAAAUACAAAACAAUAAAUCAUACACUAGGGUAAUAGUUUACGAUUAGGCUUAAGACAUUUGAACGUAAUAAAUGUAAAGUGCCAAAAUAUUUAAUUGUAGGCUACCGUUAGUUUGAUUAAAAUGCAAAAAGAUAACUUGUGAAUAUAUUAUACAACUUCGUUACUACACUAAGUAAGUUCUAAUUUAGAUGAAUGCAUGUGUGUAGAUGGAAUUUCGGAGACAAGCGGCAACAGUUAUGUUCUUCACGGCUCUCGGGUCGAUUGAAUGUGUUCGUGUACCAUUUCGAAGGGUCAUAAUCAGAAUUUACAAUAUUUUUAUUUGUUUCCUUAAUCAAAUCACUGGUAUGAUGUGUAAUAUGAACAUGUAUAGAAAGUAGCAUCGCCCAGUUCAUAUAUUCAUUCUGGUCUAAGUAAUACUAUAUCUUCUUUUUUUCGGGUGCUCAAAUGCUGGAAAAUUUGAGACACCUUAGUCGUAUCUUUUAAUUGCAUCACAUAGGUAGAUACUAUGUAAUAUAAACACCAGACAUAGAUUUAGAUUGUAAGAAGAAUUUAGGUUAAAUCUGUGAUAUCAGCAUUAUAGGAUUUAUAUUUUGUUGAUAUUGUGUUUAUCUUUGACUUUUAUUACAUUAUUUUUUUAUAAAAAAUUGUGAAAAUUAUAUUGUUGCAAUAUUUAUAUGUACUUGUUUUAUCUUUGAAACAUAUGUAGAAAGAAUUGCAACGUUGCUUUGUUUGAAAAUAAAUAAAAAGCCGUUUCGAAAACCACAA
Molecule: messenger RNA, 3827 nt
Organism: Hermetia illucens (black soldier fly)
Lineage: Eukaryota; Metazoa; Arthropoda; Insecta; Diptera; Stratiomyidae
Exons: 3
Coding region: 523-2538 (671 amino acids)
Biological process (GO): transmembrane transport; monocarboxylic acid transport
Molecular function (GO): monocarboxylic acid transmembrane transporter activity
Source: RefSeq, a predicted model, not a curated record